AUGAGCUCGGGUGACAGCCCGGUGGACCCGAGGAGCCCUCAGCUUCGGCUUCUGGACAGACAGACCUCGAACGUGCACAAGGGCUACAUGAGCUGGGCAUCAGGGAACCUCGUUGUGCCGCAUGACUUGGCCGACAGAACGUCGCUUCCAAGGUAUCAUCGGCGUGUCACGGAGGAUCGCACGGCCGUGCUGGUUGUGCCGCUGAAUUCGCCGCUUGAGACACGCACGCUGAUUGAUUCCUGGCUGUCGUGCUGCCUGCAUGGCUCGCCCUCGCUGCUGUGCUUCUUUGUGGACUCAGAGGGAAUUUGCCGCGGAUGCCGAUUUGUGCUGGCAGCUGAUAUACCCCAUCUGGAGGACAUCGCCAAGGCGUACAGAAUCGACGAGCACAAGCGUCUGUCCAAUGAAGAGGUGGAAACUUCCACUGCGUUUGAUCCGACAGUUCUCCGAGAAGCUAGCCACAACCUCCUGGAGGCUUUGAUCGAUCGAUGCGAUCAUGAUGGAGGUCACUUCCUUCUGGUGCCCGGCCCAUUCGGGCCCAGACUCGUCAGGGCAGGGCCUCAAGCUUCUGAUGAUGAUUGUGAGGAGCCGGACGAGGUCACGGGAUCAGGUCCGGGCCAGCUCUCUCUUCCAAGUUCAGAGGAGUUGGAACUGGCCCGUUUGGAGCAGAUGGCUAAGACGACCGCCCCCAGAAAGGAGGACACGAAGAUGGAAUCGUCUCCAAGCUCCCAACGGUGGCGAGCAGUUCUUGUCACAAAGGCUUUGCUCAGCUACCAUGCGGCAGUGAGGCUUGCGCAGUCGCCGAUGACGUCUGAAGCUGCGCGAUCACGCACAGAGCUGAAGCACGUUCCGUCUGGCGCCAGGUGGACAGCAAAAAGCUGUUGCCAUCCUCUUCGUGUGCGCCAAAUGAUGCUAAGAUCAGUUCGAGCCUUGAGAUCGGCAGCUCGAUGCGCAGAGGAUGGCUCGGAUCCGCCACCUCUACCAUGCAGGUUCCAGCUGCUCAUGGCCUCGGCGUUUGAGUUCCUGGCCGACACUUUCUUGGCGGAGGAUGAACAUGGCGAUGUGGAUCUGGAUCUUUCCAGGAUGCUCAGUGCCUUGCGGCACCUCCAGCGAAGCAGGCAACAUGCUGCAGAGUAUGCCAGCAGCGUGCUGACCAGCAAUCUGGAAAGCAGCAGCAGAUUCGCUCGCAGUGUGAGGCAAUUAGAGGAACGGAUCCAUGCUAAAGCCAUCAACGCACAUCUUUGCUUGGCAAGACUGCGCCAAAGCCUGUCUUGUGGUGGCGAUUUGCGCAUGAUCGGACCCGCCAUGAAAGAAUUGGAUGCUGCAGAGGAGCUUGUGACCAAACCUCGGGCCGGACAGCCGCAGCGUUCUGGGGCAUACGAGUCCUCGCUGCUGAGCUCUAUCUGCAAAUGGAAGGCGGAUCUUUUGCACGAGCUCGCAACUUUGCUGCUUCCCAGUGUCGCACCAGGCCAGGAGCUCGACCCGGACACCCGCAGCUACAUCGAGGCUCAGGUGGCGGGCAUGAACGACUCUAUGCAGCCGCCGGCCAUGCAGUGCGAGCGAUGGCUGCAGUCCACCGUGAGCCUGUGCCUCCGAUCUCUGCACCAGUUGGCUGCAGUACCCAGUGAGGUGGCAGCAGAACUCCAGCUUCAGGUUCGCGCUCUGCUAGCUCGAGCAUACAGCAAGUUGGGCCGACUCUAUGCGAGCACUGGCCGUUUUACGAAGGCGAUGACGCACGCGAAGCAGGGCAUCGAGUUGUUCAAUGCAACGAAGGACAAGGUUGAAGCAGCCAAGUUGCAAAUCUGGCUUUGCAGAUUGCAGCUACGUAUGGCGGUGCCGCAGGCUGCUUCAACAACCCGUUCGACAGAUUGCCACUUCCUAGACAAGGACCCUGGCCUUCUCGGUGGUCUGUCUGCAGCUGCGUCCUCGGAAGAGUCUGCGCUGCAGCAGGUGGUGCAACAGCUUCAAAAAGCCCUGAGUGCUCUUGACAGCACGGAGAGCCGCCUCGAGCAGCUGGCCGAGGAGGAGCUGUCAACUCGUUCGGAGGGGCAGGUUUUGCUGGGGAAGGUGCUCUUCCGCCAGGCUCUGGUGAGGCUUGCGAAGGCCCCCUCCCCACUCAACGCCUGCAGCCGGCUCGGUGAGGAGGCAAUACUCGUCAGCACGCUGGAUAUCUUGCAGACGGCCGAAGCAAAGUUGGGCCAAAGUGCCAAGGAAGCGGCAAAGGAGGAGAUUGUGAAAGAAGCGAUGGAGCGAUUGCAUCAGGCGGCCGCAUGUUUUCGGUCUGCGAAAGCGACGGUUCCGUGCUGUUCUGUGCAUCUUUGCCUUGCGUUCGUCUACUUCUGCACUGCUGGCAACGACACGCGUCUCCAGCGAUUGGCUAUGACUCAUUGCCAGCAUUCCCUCGAGCAGUGGACGGCGAGCCAUGAGCGAAGCGAGGCAGUCGGCGUUUCGGCAAGGCUGCUGGAAGCGAAGGCCGCUCGUCGCAUUGUGCACAAAGGUCGGCCAGCCUGGGCUGGCGAUGCCAAAGCUGCAUCACUUCUGUGUGAGGUUGCCAUCUCGAGGCUGACCUCCACCGAGCUGCCCACGACAGGCAGCGAGGUCGCUUCCCAGGACCCUGAGCCGGCGAGCGCAGCCGGCGCGGCUGGGGCGGCGGGCACGGCAGGUGCUCACAAUCGAGAGGAGCAGAUGCGCAACGCUUUGCUGUCGACUGGCGAAGACCAAGGCGCAAGUCUAAUGUCCUAUGUGAGGCAAGAGCUCAGCACUGUUUUGUUGCGCCUGCUGAAAGCAUGCGAGCAGGACGAUGCUGGACGCGACCUGAAGGUGGCAUACUGCUCUUUACUCACCGCAUGGCACGAGGCUUCGGGACAGGUCGAAGCUCUCCAUGCUGUGUUGGCCCAAACCAGGAAGAUCCUUGGGCGUGACUUGCCGCCCUGA
This is a messenger RNA of Symbiodinium natans, 2931 nucleotides long. The record is from the annotation of a GenBank genome assembly. NCBI's taxonomy places the organism in Eukaryota, Dinophyceae, Suessiales, Symbiodiniaceae.